UUCUCUGCUCCCCCCCUCUCGCCUACUUCAGGCUGGGAUAGCUCCCUUUCUGUGCGUGUAUGCGUGUGUGUGUGUGUGUGUGUGCGUGUGUGUGUGUGUGUGUUUGCGUGCGUGUUUUUUUUUUUGUUUGUUUGUUUUGUUUUUUUUAUUUAAUUUUAUUUGUUUCCCCUCCGCGGUGCCUUUCGCACGGAGUAGUGGUGGAUGAUAUCAACAGAGCUUCGUUUCUUCUUACCUCCGCGAUACUGAGGAUUGGAGAUUGGAGUCGCUAGAGGACACGCGCAUCACGACAGACGGCAGCGCGAGGGAGUUUUUCUUGGAGGGGGACAUCGCAGCUUAAAACGAGGAACAAAUAAAAUACCUAAACUGGGCAGACUGUCGUUAAGUUUUUGCGGAUUUUACGGUGCAGGUGCACAGGUGCAUCGGGUUCGUGGAGAGGAGUCACUGCCUCUGCGGAAGUCUCCGAUGAAGAUGAAGUCUGCAGGCGUCGUGGAUGGAGGCUUGUUCACAGAGAGCUAUUGUAACAUCUGCAAUGCCCAGCUCAUCUCCGAGUCCCAGCGCACCGCUCACUAUGAGAGUAAGAAACAUGCCAACAAGGUACGUCUGUUCUACAUGCUUCAUCCUGAAGAUGGAGGACCACCUUCCAAAAGACUGAGGCCAGAUAAUCCAGACUGUGCAGAGACAGAAGUGGACAGGAACAAGUGCUGUACCCUGUGUAACAUGUUCUUCACCUCUGCAAUUGUGGCACAGUCGCACUACCAGGGCAAAACACAUGCCAAGAGAGUCCGCCUGGUGCUGGGGGAGCCACCCAACCUACCCACAGCCAUACCUAACACUACAAACACAGAUUCCUCCCCUUCCACCCCACUGCCCACAGACCCCACAUCGUGCCCGCCUCCUCCACCUGCCCUACCCUGGCCCAUGGCAGUCGUCAGUGGAAACGGUGGGAGAGAGGCUGGGAAGUACUGCUGCCUGUGUGGAGCCUGGUUCAACAACCCUCUGAUGGCCCAACAGCAUUACGAGGGCAAGAAACAUCGAAGGAACGCAGCCAGGGCACGCCUCCUGGAGCAGCUAGCAGGGAGUCUGGAUGCCACAGAGAGCACAGGGUUGCGAAGUAGUUACUCUUGCAGUGUCUGCAGUGUGGUCCUCAACUCCAUCGAGCAGUACCACGCACACCUCCAGGGCUCCAAGCACCAGAACAACCUGAAGCAACACCAGCAGUAAGCCAGAGCGACAGGCCACUCUGGAAAGAAGAAGAGAUGAAGACAGAGAUUAUUGGAAUAAACAACUUCAGAAAAGUGGACUUUUCUUAGAAGAGUAUGAGAAAGUAGUGUAGUGCAACUUCAGUGUGUAUGUGUGUGUGUGCUUGUGUAUAUAGCCUAUAUGUGUGUCAUAGGCACCUAUGCACGCAUCUGCAGUACGAGUGCGUAGGUCAUCGUGAGUGUGUUAAUUUCGUUAAAAAUAAUAUAUCUUUGAGAUUUAUUGAGCACCUUCGAUGAGUUCUCAACACUGAUGGCCACCAGGAGACCUGCGGCUGCGCAUUGCCAUGUAAUUCCAGUGUGAACCACAAUCCUGAAAUUGAAAUGAUGUCAGUGCAAUGCUCGGAGUAGUGAAAACCAUUACAAUGAUCGUCACAGAACAGCAGUUACAAUAACUAUGUAACUAGCAGUCCCCCAAGUGCUCUGACUGUGAACCAAGUCUGACCAGAAACUUCUGUUUUUAUGUGUAUUUAAUAUGCAGUGAUGCUGACGGUGCCGUGAGCAUGGCUCACUUUCAGACCACUUGAGACCUACUCAGGCCCAGACUUUCAAGGACAAGAAACUUCCCAAUGACCUCAACCAUUGCAGAUUGCAUGAAUUUCCAUAACUUCAAAAAAAAAAAAAAACCUAGUGUUGUCUAUCAAUUGCAGAUGUGUCCUCUUGAAAACCCAUCUUCAUAUAUUCCAAAAAUCAAAACCUGGAGAUAAAAGGGAGUGAAAAGUAGAAACGAAACUUUUGAACUCCUGCUCUAAAGAGGGUCCGUGCAACUUUGUGAAUCGUCUACUGCUGAAAACAUUCCCAUAGCACUAAAUCCUGAUGUCAGAUGCAGUCUGGAGGUGAUACAAAAAAAAAAUCUUUCUGAGAAGGGCAACAUGUAGAUAUAGUUUUUAUUUUUCUGUUACUGCCAGAGAAAAGAAACUUCACACCCAUGUAGCAGCCACUGUACAAUACAACUGGGACGUAAUUCAAUGCAUGCAAAGUGUAGAACAUUGCAUUCACUUGCCUUUUUGAAACCUACUUCUUGCGCAUUUUGGUAAUAGCGCUGCUUUGUAGUGAUAGCUGCAUAAUGAAUUAAUGCACAUGCUUGUACCUGAACAAAGAAAUCACCUUUUAGUGCUGAAGUGGCUUCAUCUCAACAUCUUACCUAUUCAUCAAAAGAAAAAAAAAAGGGAGAGCCUUUUUAGAUAUUAGUCCGGUCACCGCUGUAUGACAACCUCAUUCGUAAGUGUCUUCAGAGUGUCUGAAAAGUGAGUUUUCAACAAUGGUUUGUAGCACCACAAGAUGAGCAAAUAGAAGCAGUGCUCCACUUAUCAGUGCUGGCACAUGAGAUUGGCCCUGAGCAGCAUUUCUCAAGCAGGGGAAAAUACUGAGAAAUACAGCAAUCAAUGCAAAGCUCUGUUUGUUCUUGUUUGUCAUCUGUAAACACAUUAAAAAAAAAUGUUUUUUUCUGUUUUGUUUAUUUCAUGGUGAAGAGAGUGAACAUACUACUUGAUUAGAAACUAUUUUUCUUCGGCAGAUAUAUGGUUGAGUAAUGGUUUUUAUGCAAUCGUGCUAAUAUUGACAACCAUACCAUGUGGGUUUGAAGUGAAAUAGUUCAACAAAGCAAAAAAAAAAAAAAGUGGUUUGUGUAAAUAAAGCAGUAGCUGCAGGUGAAGUUUGUGUUUUAAGAAGUACAGGAUUUUUUGUAUUUAUAGUGUUUAUCUGCACUGAGCCACAGGUGAUAAGGGAAAUGUUUCUUAUAUUAUUGAAAAAUACAAAUAUGUUGGCACUGGAAUGAGAAUAAAGUGUCUUUUGUUGGGUCACGUUUUGCAUAGAUAAACAUAAGUGAGAAUAAAGUAAUCGUGACUCAAGGAGUCAGUGAUGAUGGACCAAAAUUCUGUGUAUGGAAGCCAGUGAGUCAUCACCUUUACUUAGAGGGAUUUUGAUAACCGUCAUUUUUGUGAGGAAAACUGCAAUCGCUAUAAAGACAGUCCCCGCAGAGAAACAUCUGAAAUGCCAGUGGAUUCCUAAAGCUGCCAAAACAACAAAGCAGGACUACAAACCGUUGGAUAUUUUUAUACCAUAACAAAACCACAAAAUUGAGAAAUCUUUUUUUUUUUUGCUUGGCAAUGUGCAUCAUGACUGUUUUGAUGACUAUUUACACUGACUCCUUUCUCUCAAGCACUGGUGUGUUCACAAUAGAAAAGAUGUCUGUGUAUGAUGAUAUCACAGUCUGUGUAGAUGAUGACUGUGCCAUGAGUCACAUAUUUUAGCAGAUGUUGCAUAAUAUAUGACAGAGAUGUAUCUAUGGGUAGGAACUGUGUGAUAUGAUGCUUGCGGGUGGGUGUCUGUAUGUGAAGCUAUCAACUGUGGAAGACUUGCUGCGAGCUGUGCAGC
Messenger RNA from Archocentrus centrarchus (flier cichlid), 3632 nucleotides. Its product is annotated as zinc finger matrin-type protein 4. NCBI's taxonomy places the organism in Eukaryota, Metazoa, Chordata, Actinopteri, Cichliformes, Cichlidae. The record is from RefSeq and is a predicted model, not a curated record. Gene Ontology annotation, molecular function: zinc ion binding; nucleic acid binding. The transcript has 7 exons. The coding region runs from base 463 to 1221 and encodes 252 amino acids.